UUUGGUUGAAGACAAUGUAAACCAUGAUGUAAACUGUCUUCUUGUUUCACAUCGGACCCAUUAGGCGACAUUACGUUGUCAAACAACGCUUAUUCCAUCAUCUUCAUAACCACAACUCAUAGUUUAUUUAUUUCCUUGUAUCAGUACAUCUCAAUUUCGGCGAAAGUAUAUCCUCUCUGUUGGAACAAAAGCUCAUCAAAUCGAUUUCCCCUUUCGAAAAGUGCACUCCACCCGAGCUUUUAUUCACAAUGUCAUUACUCUUCGAACCGAGUUUCGUUAUCAACUUCCUAGUGAGCUACUUCUCAGUUGUCGCGCGGCUCAAUUAUGUCACCGUCUUGAACUGCUGGGACUUGAAAGAUAAUAGAGAUUUGAUUGCUAAUCUGUCCAGUGUCGUGAAGUUCGUUCAUUUAGUCGAUCUUAACGAUGCAACGUUGGAUUUGGAACAGCAAGCUGAACGGAUAGUUUCGAGAAAUCAAAUUAACUUGGGGGUGUUCAUAGAGUAUGGAUGUCCUAUGAGUAGACAAAUGAUUGUUGAGUGUGCCAGCAGAAGAUGUUUCACUUCAACUACUCACUGGGUGAUGCUGGACAGGUAUGUUAAUAGUUCAGUAUUUACGGCAAUGGAAGACAUUGAUCUGUACGUGGAUGCUGAAGUGAAGAUACUCGGAAGGCAGAAUGAGACGGAACUUAAUCUGUACGACGUGUACAACAAUGGAUUAUCACUAGGAGGAAAAGUCAAAGUUUCGUUCGACCGUGAAGUUCAUGAAGAUCUAAACGGAAAAGUUGUGAUUGGGGAGAGUGCACUUGCAUCUAAAUUGAAAUACCAAAAUCGAGAUGAUUUGUCCGAUAUAACAUUUAAAAUUGCAAUGGUAUCGCAGUCGUUUCCCCAUACAAAUGGUGGUUUCGGCCACAUUUUGGAGUUUUUCGAAUCGUACAAACAACCAGAAGCGGAUGUUGCCGCUCGUAUUGGAUACAUGUUGCUGAAAGCAAUCCAAGAAACAUUAAAUUUCCGAAUCGACUUCGAACACUACAGGCAAACACCACAAAAUGAGUCAGAGAAAAGCUUUUAUGAGGCUGUUCAGGAUCGAAAGGUAGAUUUAUCUAUUUUUGGAGUGGCGAGUAAUCAUAUGGCGGAUCUAACUUGCUUGCAGAGCUUUAUGGCCUAUCGAUCAAGUUUCAUUUUCCGCACACCUAUAACUAACAGCCUAACGAACAAUAUUUUUACUCAGCCAUUUGCAAAGGAAACAUGGUUAACAGUAGCGCUGACAGUUAUGCUUGGAGCCGUGGCAGUAAAGAUCAACUUUUUCGCGGAAGAACACCUGGAGCAGGAUAACGAGUAUCAUGAACAUUACUCGCUGUAUACCAUGUUUAUGGAAACGUUGGCCAGCUUCUGCCAGGAGGGAUGUGAGUUCAUCAACCGAAGUUCACCCGGACGGUUAUCUCAGAUGAUGCUGUUCGUCUGCUCGUUAGUGGUGUUUAACUAUUACAGCUCGGGAAUCUUCUCCAUUUUGAUGCAAGGACCACAAAAGUCCAACAUUAAGACCUUGACUCAAUUGGCCGAUAGUCGACUCCAGGUUGGAAUUGAUGGCACUGUCGAUGUAGAGGAAUUCUUCAUGAGAUCAACACAUUCUGACAUUCAGCAAUUGGUGGAGAAGAAAGAUUUGAGAGAAAAUUUCAAUUUGGACCCAGCUUAUGGAAUAUAUCAAGUACGAAGUGGAACCCUCGCAUAUCACUGUGACAGAAUGGUUGCGUACAACGUUAUUCGCGAUUCGUACGACUUCAGCGAGAUGUGUGACCUCAACGAAAUCGAAGUAAUGCCUCCUCAGGGGGUAGGUCUUCUCAUUCGAAAAGAUUCCCCUUUCCGCGAACUGCUAAACAUCAGACUAGCACGGCUUCGCGAAACGGGAGCAUUCAGUCGAUUUUCUAAUCUGUGGAUUACCAAGAAACCGGAAUGUCUGGUUACAAGUGUGGUUUCCAGUGUCAGCAUGGAGGGAGCUUUUCCCAUAUUUUUGCUGUUGAUUGCUGGCACGAUCGCUGCAUUCAUGGCAUUUGCUCUGGAGAAUGGGCUUUUCCGCGCUAGCGGACGUCACUUUGGGUCGAGUGCUUCUCUUGAAUGAAGGGGUGAUUAUCAUGAUUUUGAAGACGAAUGUAGUUGUUCAAAGGAAUAAAUAAACAGACAAGCAAAUUAGGAUCAAACAAGACAGUUCUCAAUGGGAACUGCAAUUUGUGCAAUUUGCGACUUUAAGAAAAAAAAAAAUCUUGUUGCAUUUUGUUUAGAAUGUCAUCUGACUUCCUGAUAGUCGGCUUGGGUGGGAAGAAGGCUAAGCAAAUGAGUAAUCGGGGUCAUGCAGGCGCGGUCA
Messenger RNA from Aedes aegypti (yellow fever mosquito), 2357 nucleotides. RefSeq lists its product as uncharacterized. Gene Ontology annotation, cellular component: membrane. Gene Ontology annotation, molecular function: ligand-gated monoatomic ion channel activity. NCBI's taxonomy places the organism in Eukaryota, Metazoa, Arthropoda, Insecta, Diptera, Culicidae. The coding region runs from base 249 to 2114 and encodes 621 amino acids. The record is from RefSeq and is a predicted model, not a curated record. The transcript has 7 exons.